Asparagus officinalis (garden asparagus) is the source of this 489-nucleotide messenger RNA. RefSeq lists its product as uncharacterized. The coding region runs from base 1 to 489 and encodes 162 amino acids. The transcript has 2 exons. The record is from RefSeq and is a predicted model, not a curated record. Gene Ontology annotation, molecular function: RNA-DNA hybrid ribonuclease activity; nucleic acid binding. NCBI's taxonomy places the organism in Eukaryota, Viridiplantae, Streptophyta, Magnoliopsida, Asparagales, Asparagaceae.
AUGGAAGCUGAUCACCGGUAUAAUCCGAUGGAGAAAGAGUACCUUGCCUUAGUAUCUACUAUUCAGAAAAUGCGACACUACUUAGUUGACCAAACAACGCAUGUCAUCUCUAAGAAGGUUGUUAAAGGUCAGGCUCUCAUAAAUUUCUUAGCUGACCAUCCGGUAUCUGAAUCGUCCAAAUUAUAUGAAGAUUUACCAGAUGAGGUUGCCGAAGCUUCUAUAACUCAAGAAGUUAUACAAGUAUGGAAAUUAUUCUUUGACAGAGCGUCUAGAGAAAACUUUAAUGGAGGAAUCAUCGCUGUCGUGGAGGUGGUACUUGUAUCCCUAGGUGGUCAUGUAAUCCCAAGAGGAUUCUCUCUAAUUGAGCCAUGCACCAACAAUGUAGCGGAGUACAACGCUUUGCUAUUAGGGAUGCAGUUGGCCAAGGAGCUUAAUAUUCGACAUCUUAAGGCUUACGAUGAUUCUCAACUCAUCGUAAAUCAAGACUGA